Molecule: messenger RNA, 2520 nt
Organism: Silurus meridionalis
Lineage: Eukaryota; Metazoa; Chordata; Actinopteri; Siluriformes; Siluridae
Gene: fbxo42
Product: F-box protein 42
Exons: 10
Coding region: 262-2277 (671 amino acids)
Molecular function (GO): protein binding
Source: RefSeq, a predicted model, not a curated record
ACGCGCAUCGUCAAGAACGCGCCGACUCCGAGGGCGCCAGUGAGGCCGUUACGUGCGCGUUCUCGCGUGCGUGCGCGCGCGUUCCCGCAUUCGUGCGUAUGAUGCUGCUGUAGGGAGGAAGAUGGCGGAUGUUUGGAGUCCGGAGUGCAGCAGCAGGAGCGGCAGGAGGAGCUGAUAAAAGGGAAGCAUCACAAGGCAGCGACCAGACGACACCACAGGACGGAAAAAGGAGGACACGCGCCACAGCCUUCCCCAGGCAGCAUGUCUCGCUCCUCCGACAGCGAGGAUGGCUGCAUCGUUGCCAUGGACACAGAGGACGCCGGAGCGGCUUCCCCGGGGGGUCGUCUCCCUGACCGGAGCUUAAGCGCUGAGACGGAGACGACCGUCAGCUUGAACUGCACUAAGCAUCCUGGAAAAAGCUACCAGAGAGCCAUGGGCCAGCUGCCAGAGGAGGUGCUGGAGUACAUCCUAUCAUUCCUGUCCCCGUAUCAGGAGCACAAGACCGCCGCCCUGGUGUGCAAACAGUGGUAUCGCCUCAUCAAAGGUGUAGCAUAUCAGUGUUACCAUGGUUUCCUGAGGGCCGUCCAGGAAGGAAACAUCCAGUGGGAGAGUCGCACCUACCCUUAUCCUGGAACCCCCAUCACACAACGCUUUUCCCACAGCGCAUGUUAUUACGACUCCAACCAGUCGAUGUAUGUGUUUGGUGGCUGCACCCAGAGCAGCUGUAAUGCUGCGUUUAAUGACCUGUGGAGACUCGACCUGAACAGUAAGGAGUGGAUCCGACCUCUCGCUUCAGGCUCAUACCCGUCUCCUAAAGCCGGUGCCACACUGGUGAUGUUUAAGGACCUGCUGGUGCUGUUUGGAGGUUGGACCCGUCCCAGUCCGUACCCUCUGCACCAACCAGAGCGCUUCUUCGACGAGAUACACACCUACUCCCCUUCUAAAAACUGGUGGAACUGCAUCGUGACGACUCAUGGUCCUCCCCCCAUGGCUGGUCACUCUUCCUCUGUGAUGAAUAAUACGAUGGUGGUGUUCGGUGGCUCUCUCGGGGCUCGACAGAUGAGUAAUGAGGUGUGGGUUCUGGAUCUUGAGCAAUGGUCCUGGUCCAAACCCACCAUCGCAGGCCCGGCUCCACACCCCCGCGGAGGCCAGAGUCAGAUUGUGAUAGACAACGAGACUCUGCUCAUCCUGGGGGGAUGCGGCGGCCCAAACGCUCUCCUGAAGGAUGCUUGGUUGUUGCACAUGGGCACCCCCACCUGGUCAUGGCAGCAACUGCGAGUAGAGAACGAGGAACACGGAGCUCCUGAGCUCUGGUGCCACCCGGCCUGCAAGGUGGGUGAGUGUGUGGUUGUUUUCUCACAGGCUCCAUCCGGCCGCGCCCCUUUGAGCCCGAGUCUAAACUCUCGUCCCUCCCCUAUCAGUGCCACGCCUCCUCCUCUCGGCCCAGACACGCCCCCUCUGCGAUCACAGUCUCCUGUGCGCUCUGGCGCUGUCCUGGGCAACGUGGAGGAGGCUCCUUGUGUCAAUGGACGCUGGGGAACGCUCAGGCCACGCCCGGCAACCGUUAGAGGUGGAGCUAGAGAUGGAAGUCCCACCUCCUCACAGCAGCCAUCUCCUUCCCAGGCUCCAGACAGCCCACCUUUACUUAACGGCUCGUCCCCUUCCCCUCAUACCAGUCCCUCCCACCCGCACGGCCACGCCCACACACUUACAGAUUACGGAUGGGACUCUCCACCUUCUUUGGCUUCAUCGUCGGUGGCUCCGCCCUCCUUGGAUCAGCCGAGCACAAACGGCAUUCACACUCCGCCGGGCGCAGUUUCUCCCGCUGCCCUGCGCAGAGGCCUGGAAGCUGUCAGAUCCCUCGGGGCAUCGUCUCCUUCAUCAUCCUCAUCUUCUCCGAACCCUGUCCCUAGCCCCAGCCCGGCCUCUUCAAGCCCGCCACAGGUGGACGGACACUCGAUCCCUCCGAUCGCUCGUCGUCUGGGCCACUCGGUGCCUCCGCAGAGCCUGAACGUGGGAAAGCCUCUGUACCAGUCGCUCAGCUGCAAACCCAUGCAGAUGUACGUGCUGGACGUUUCUAGGGCCAAAACGGACGGCGUGGUGGCGUGGCGCGUGUUCGGCAGUGCCGCCGUCACCGGACCGCCCGAGACGAGCCUGCACACGGUGGUGCAGGGCAGAGGGGAGCUCAUCAUCUUUGGCGGCCUCAUGGACAAAAAACAGAACGUCAAGUACUACCCCAAAACCAAUGCCUUGUAUUUCGUACGUGCGAAGAGGUAAUGUGAGAGCGUGGAAAGGACACUGUGUGUGUGUGUGUGUGUGUGUGUGUGUGUGUGUGCACGUGAGAUUUGGGACGGUCAGCUUGGGAAUUUCUCCAGGUUCUGACCCGGACACUGCCCUCCUCAGACCUGCCUUUGAGGAAGAGACUGGAGCGUCUUGUGUGUCACAUCCCCAACACUAAUUCUUCAUCUCUCCUGAGAAAUCAGUUUUGACACAUAUAAAGGACACUCAAUGAUGAACUGA